This is a messenger RNA of Corticium candelabrum, 895 nucleotides long. RefSeq names its product UBX domain-containing protein 8-like. The transcript is spliced from 2 exons. NCBI's taxonomy places the organism in Eukaryota, Metazoa, Porifera, Homoscleromorpha, Homosclerophorida, Plakinidae. The record is from RefSeq and is a predicted model, not a curated record. Bases 30 to 797 code for a protein of 255 amino acids. Gene Ontology annotation, molecular function: protein binding.
UUUCUCUCGCUUUUCCUUGUUCUCUUACAAUGGCACCGCGAGCCGACAUGAAAUGCUUUCUAAUCAUCGUGCCUUUCGCCGGCCUACUUGUCUAUCUCGACGCGAAUCUCGACUCUCUCAUUCGCCUCAUUCUCUCAGUCAUUUUCUACGGCAUUAUUGGCGCCCUUUUCUACAACUACGUCAUCGCAACGCUCAUAGCAAAAAUCAUAGACGUCAUCAAGAUGAGAGAAAAUAGAGAAAGCGCGGUUGUGUCAUUGAGUGAAAGUGAAGUGUUGGAGAGACGAGAGGCGGUGAGAGAGAGACAACAGAGCCAGUGGAGUGAGGAUUCUAGGGAUUAUGAGGAGAGAGUGGUGAGACCGAGGGAGGAGGCGAGGAGGAGGAGAGAGGAGAAGAAUGUUAAGUUUGCUGUGAGGAUGUUUCCGGAGGGAGGAGAGAAGUUGGGGGAUGCACCGACACAAAGUGACAGAGACGACGAUCAACCACCAAGUGACGAACACAGUGACAUCAAUCUCUCAGACGACACCAAUGACGAGUCAGACAUGCACAAAAAUAACACCAUCAUUAUUGGAUUUCGUCUUCCCACUGGCUCUAUAAUCAAGAAAGACUUCAGAAAGACAUCAACAUGUCUGUCAGUAAAACGAUUCGUCGAGCAGCUGGGAUAUCCACUCACCAAAUUUCAAGUACUCACCAGCUUUCAGAGGAAAACGGUCGACCUGGAUGUCGAUGGUAGUCUGGAGGAUGCAGGUUUCUCGACUAACAUUAUGUUUAUUAUUGAAGAGGUUGAUGGACUUAGUUAAUUAAUUAAUUAUGUAAAAGAUUAAGAUUUUGGAAACUCGGAAAUUGAAGUGUCAAGAUUAGUGUAGUGAAAGUGAUUUGAAAUGAAAACGAAACGAUG